AUGCCACAGCUGCUUCCUGUGGAACCGACGAGGACUCAGGCUAUCGGAGUGCUCGUUGGGACAUUUUCCAUGUUUGUUGUGGGUGUUUGGGCCUUCUCCGGUGGACCAUUGACAGGGAUACGAGUUAUAGAUGCCAUACUUCUAGAUAGUCAUUACAAGUACCUGGCACCUCUGUUCAUCCCUUGGACGGCGUACUUCGUGAUCGCCAACUGGGUGGGCUUUCAGUAUUAUCGCAACUCCUGA
Messenger RNA from Acaulospora colombiana, 243 nucleotides. NCBI's taxonomy places the organism in Eukaryota, Fungi, Glomeromycota, Glomeromycetes, Diversisporales, Acaulosporaceae. The record is from the annotation of a GenBank genome assembly.